AUUACACUUUGAGGGCUGCUUCCGAGGUUGCUUUGAGUCUCGCUCUCCCACUCCUAAGGCAUGGCUGCUUUCUCUCCCAUCACCCUUCCCUUUCGCGGCUCCAUACACGAACAAAACUUGCGACCGGUACCCCUCUCACCAUCCACCACAAUGGCUGCGUAUGAAUCGAAGGUGACAUUUACCUUCGACACGAUGUGUCCAUGGACGUAUCUCGGCAAGAAGAAACUUGACCUUGCCCUUGCCAACUAUGCCGCCUCCACCAAUGGCCACGCACCUGUCGACUUCAAGGUCCGCUUUGCGCCCUUCCAGCUUUACCCGUCGCUCGGCGAACAGGCCCAGAGCAAGCGGGAAUGGUACACCACGACCAAGUACCACGGUUCUGCUGAGCAGAUGGCGCAGUUUGAGGCCGUCAUGGCGUCCUAUGGCGAGCCCGUGGGGAUCAAAUUCUCCUGGGACGGCCCAAUGGCCAACACGCUGCACGCCCACCGUGUGAUCCAGUGGUUCCAAGGUGUUUCGCCGGAUAUUAAGCCAGGGGACGACGAGGAAGACCUUUUUGACAGCGAGGACGACAAGAAGGCUGCCCAACAGAGGUACACGAAGUACGGCCCUCCUGUGGCAUCGAAAAUCAUCAAUGCGCUGUAUCGGAUGUACUUUGAGGAGGCGCGGCAUCCGUCAAGUGCCGAGACGCUGGUCAAGGCGUGUGUCGAAGCCGGCGUGCCGGAGGAUGAGGCACAGCAGGCUGUCGGGGGUGUGGACCAGCAACAACCGGGCCUGGCGCAGGUCAAGCGCAAGAUUCAGAUGAGCAAUUCUGAUGGUGUGGACAGUGUGCCGACCGUGGUGUUUGAGGGCCGGCGAAGGGAUCUUACCCUCGUUGGGGCCAAAGAGGCCUUUGAAUAUGAGAAAGCCAUGUCGACGAUUGUCAAGGAGAGCAGUUAGUUUUUUCUGUGCAGGAACUGUAAGCAAUAAAAGUUCCAUGGUAAUACAAAAAGAAUCCUUCGACACUCUGACAGUUGGCCGACGUCUGACAGCGUGUGCUGCUGUGGCGCUUAAUUGGCUUGUACGGACGCUGAGACAAUGUUCUGGCGUUUCCAAACAGCGGUGGGCAGGUCGUUGUAAGCGGGGAGCAAGAAGGAUCUACCUUGGUCUACCUUUGAGGACUUAGUAAGUAGUGCUUACAAGAAAGUAUAACUAUAAGUUCAGUCGUG
Messenger RNA from Microdochium trichocladiopsis, 1205 nucleotides. Its product is annotated as thioredoxin-like protein. The transcript is spliced from 3 exons. Gene Ontology annotation, molecular function: oxidoreductase activity. NCBI's taxonomy places the organism in Eukaryota, Fungi, Ascomycota, Sordariomycetes, Xylariales, Microdochiaceae. The coding region runs from base 61 to 936 and encodes 291 amino acids. The record is from RefSeq and is a predicted model, not a curated record.